AAAAACGGUGUCGAAACCAUGGAUGAAGUGCAAACUAUAGAAGCGGCCGUCCUAUCCUUCUAUCGUGGUGGAUCCGAACAGCAGAAGGAAACACACAAAUGGCUCCAGCAGAUACAAAACAGUCCCCAGGCCUGGUCGUUCUGCUGGGAGCUGAUGCAGCUGAACAAAUCUUCCGAGAUACAAUUUUUCGGUGCAAUCACACUCAAUUCGAAACUGCGAAGUGAUUGGGCCGAAGUUCCGAAGGAAGCACAUCACGAGCUGAAGCAGAAGUUGCUAGAAACGAUCGUACUCUUCGGUAACGGUCCCAAGAUCGUACUGAACAGGCUGUGCAUCUCACUUGGUCUCUUUAUCGUGCACAUGUUGCGCCAUCCGACGGUUAUCGAGGAGGUCACGAAUAUGUUCCUGCAUGAACAGUUAGGCAAUCUUUCGAAGGUAACCCAAAUCGAGAUAUUGAUGGCGGUGUUGGAGGGCAUUCCGGAGGAGGUCAAAACAAUACGCACACAGAUCCCGCGGCCCGUCGUUUGUGAGGAGCUGAAUCGGAAUGCGGAAUUCGUCAUGCAAACCGUGGUAACGUACCUGAACGAGAAGCUUAGCCACAGUGCAGUCGAACCGCACGAUAUGAACGGGUUGAUAAAUGCGGCUAAAUGUACCGGCACGUGGGUUAAGCACGGUAAUGUCCAUCUGAACGACCGGGAAGCGAUGAUACAAACGCUGCUGAAAGCCGUUCACUACUGCUACUGGAAGGAACCGAAGGACGAUGGAUGUUUGAUGCCGGAAGAGAACGAACUGGCGGAAACGGCACUGAAGUCGUUAGCGAACAUUAUCUCUUCGUAUGCCACCCAAAGUACGAAAUAUUCUUAUACCAUCAUCAACUACAUGAAGCUGUUCCUUGACGUGCUCGUACCCAUUCUUGACGCCGAGUACAAAGAGAACAACGACAACGAAAACUUGGCCCUCAUUAUCUACGCUCUGUUCAUCUCUACCCUUGAGUGCUUUUCGUCCGCCAUUUUUGCUGGUAUCUCGACCGAUUCGGAAGAAGUGUCCAAGGUGUACACGAGGACGGUCGAUAUGUUGAUCAAAUGUACGGACAAACCGGGCACUUAUCCGGUUGAUGAAUCGUGCAGUACGUACGCAAUGGAGUUUUGGUACAUGCUACAGGAGGAGGUCCUUUCGAUGGACAACGGUGAGCACAAGAAGCGCUGCCUCGAAGCAAUCAAGCCAGUAUACGCGCACGUGGUGAAGGUUUUGGUAAGAAAGUCCCAACUUCCCACCGAAUCAUCCCUCCACAAGUGGAACGAUGACGAUCUGGAAGCGUUCCGCUGUUACCGACAGGAUAUCGGUGAUACACUGCUCUCCUGCCACGACGUCCUGAACGAUCUCAUGCUCGAUGUACUGUCGGAAGCGCUCGAUGAAUCGAUCAUGUACCUCAGCUACGAUCCACAAUCCACCGAAAGCUGGACACUGCUGGAAGCGACCAUCCAUGCGUUCUGCUCGAUCGCGCAAAAGAUCGAGUACACCGAGCAUCAGCAGAUUGUGAAGCUGCUCAAGAUACUGAACGAAAUUCCGUACGAAAAGUACAACGACAAGUUGUUUGGCAUGGCACUGGAAACAGUCGGUGCGUACAGCGAAUGGAUCGGUGACAAUCCCAAAUAUCUUCCGUCCGCCAUUACGCUGCUGGUGAAGGGUCUAAACUCUACCAAAGCUUCCCAGGCAACGCUCGGCCUAAAGGAUCUUACCUCCGAAUGUCAAAAGGAAGUUAUACCGUACGCCCUACCACUGCUGGAUGCGUGUCGUACAGCGCUACAGGAAGGUCAUCUUAAAAAUGCCGAAAUGAUCCGCCUAAUGUACACCGUCGGCAACAUACUGAGCGUGAUCUCGUACGAAAACAUUAUCGUCUACCUGGACGCGAUGGUUUCGCCCUGCUUCGAGGAGCUUCAGAUACACGUACAGAACAACGACCGAACCGAAUCGACCAAGGCGCGCGUCAUAUUGCGGCUCGAAAUGAUCUCGAAGCUGUUUUCGUCGCUAAACAUCCGGAAACCAACCGAAGGUGACGGCAUGCUAAUGGACAAGGGUUGUUUAGUGGGGGUGGAUGGUGCGGUGGGUGGAGGACAGAAGUUACCUUUCCCCCCAGGCACACCGAUACCGGGCGGUCCGGUACAGCCAAUUUUGCUUAUACUGGAGAAAACGAUGGGUCUGCUGAAGGACCUGUGCAAGCUGUGGAUACACGACGAGACGGUUAUCGAUACGCUCUGCAAAGCGUUGCAGCAAGCGCUAACAAAUCUGAUGGAUGACAUCAAACCGCUGCUUACUGAGAUGUGCUGUCUGGUGCUGUCGAUCCUUAACACCAACUGUGUUGUGUCGGCGGCCGAUAUUGCGGGCAAUUUUAUUCUUAUGUUUUACAAGGAUCAAGACUCUAGACAACUCAUGGUGCAAUUGUUUACCGCUAUCAUGGACUACAACUUUAACCAGAUGCAGCAAAACUUGGGCAAACUGUCCCGGAUAGCGGAUUUGAUCGAAACGUUUUACGCGUUCAAUACGCGGAUAUCGAAAAAGAUUCCAAUAUGCUACAGUGAGGUACAGGUUGACUGUAUGAAGCUGGUAGACUUCGCCACCAAGUGUAUGAUGUUACCCGAGACUGGACCGAUGAAGAAGAGUGUUGCGUUCAUUACGAUGUUCGUUAAGGAAUCGACCAAUCAUCCGGUGAUGAUGAACGUGGUACUAGCGCAGGGUGAAAAUAUCGUUCGAUCUACCUUUUUGUGUAUUGGUGGUACUGCCCUUCGCACACAAGUGGAAAUAUUUGCCGACAUCUUUCUCGCCCUUAACUUCCGCUAUCCGACGGAAUUUAUCCAAUGGAUGAAGCUGCUCGAAAUAGCAAACUUCCCGACCGCGUACGUUAGCGGCAACGAUAAGGAACAGUUUAUGAGGAAAGUUAUAAAGGAACGUGUUAAUAAGCGGCUCGUGCAGGACCAUGUGCGAAAGUUUGCCGCACUCUGCAGAAACAUCGUUGAGUAUGAAAACAAGUAAGCACAAA
This is a messenger RNA of Anopheles maculipalpis, 3034 nucleotides long. It is a transcript of the gene cdm, whose product is annotated as importin-13. Lineage: Eukaryota; Metazoa; Arthropoda; Insecta; Diptera; Culicidae. Bases 19 to 3027 code for a protein of 1002 amino acids. The transcript is spliced from 8 exons. Gene Ontology annotation, biological process: protein import into nucleus. The record is from RefSeq and is a predicted model, not a curated record. Gene Ontology annotation, molecular function: small GTPase binding. Gene Ontology annotation, cellular component: cytoplasm; nuclear membrane.